AUAAAUGAUGAUAAUUAUGAUAAUCUGACAAAGAGGCUGAUAUCACAAUCCAGUACUUUAGUUUUGAGUAAAAAUCCUGGAUUUUCAGGUCGUGCGUGGAUUUGCCUGUGCUUGAACGAGGGACAGCUGGAGAGCUACCUGCACGUCCUAACCACUCACCAGCUGUUACUGGGGUCACACUACGGAUCCCAGGCGCUGCUGAGGGACCCCCAUAGGACGCACCUCCUCCUCAUGCUGGCUGCGGGACUGGAGCACAUCCGAUUCACCAUUCCUGUGGAUAUUCCGGGAUGGCUGGCUUCAGGGGGAAGUAUGAGCAGCUCUUCGGCCACCAGCAUGUCUGUGAGCAGCAUGGGGUCAUCCAUCCCUUCCCCCUCGCAGCAUGAUUUUCCAGACCUUGAUACUACAUGCUCAGAGGCCCUCGAGGAGAGCUGGCAUUCCAUUGAAGGGGAGUUACCUGUCUUUCAAGCUACAUGUGAACAGUUGGACACAUCCAUAGAAAUAGAACACAUAGCCAAGGGCUCUAAGAAGAAAAGGAGGAGCAGGUCAUCAUCGCAGAGCUCAUCCAGAGUGUCAUCGGGGGGCACAACGCCCACUGAUGCCAAGAGCACAAACCUUAGCACGACGAAAGUGCAAAAGGAUGAAAGUGGAGAGAUGGGUCACCGGCACAGCACCUCCACGGCGACCACCAUAACAGGCACACAAAGCAGGACAACAUCUACGAUCCCUUGGGACUCCUCCUCGUCUUCCUCUCCAACCAUUACAACUGCGGAAGGAACACCAAAGCAAAACUGUGAUAAUUAUGAUAGGAACGUCAACAACCUCAACUGUGAGAGCAAGGAAGACGGGCAGGAGAAAGGGUACAAGGAGAAGAGUGAAAAGGGGGACGAACUCGCCAACACUCUUGAAAACAGGAAUGUGAACGCGACCUGCAACGGGACCGAUGAUGGGAACACGAGCAAGCAGAUGGGGAAUGAGGUGCGAGGGGAUGAAGUGACUGUGGUGCGACGAGGGAGGCUGCCCAAUGCCAAGAAUGUGGAGAAAAGGGUCUCUUUCACCGACAUUUCUGACCUGGAGCAGCACAAGCCUCAACACAAUCGGCUCAGUCUCUGCGGAUAUUCUGAGAUUCGUGAUCUGGGUGAUCUCCGUGACUUGCUUUCCAACCUGAAGGACCGAGGGCUGCUUCCAACAUCUAUAGCAUUAGAUGAACUCUUCACCAGCCUUGAUCAGUCUACCCCUUCCUUGAGUGAGCGGGCUCCACCAGAGGGCCAGGAGGACCCUCCUCUACACCAGUCCAUUAUCAGCCUUACACCGAGCAAUGCAGAUGAUGACAGCAACAACAACAACAGUGGGACAGACAUCUCAAGUGACCUGUGGAAGUGUCUCCCAGGGGAAAAGCAGGAACAGGGGGUGUUAUCGGCAGCAGUGGUGCAGCGAACCAACAUCAUCGACGGGCUGAGAUGGGAAGAGCUAACCAAGAUGGGACAUGAGCUGCUGGAGAAGGCCACAACAGACCCUAGUAUCUUGAACAGCCAGCAAGUCACGUCCACCAGAGCCUUACUGAGCCAGGAACAGCUGGCCACAGGGACAAGACCCAAGCAGAAGCAGCUGAUGGCCAUUAAGGCAGAGGCCCAGAUGCAGAGAGAUGGGAUGGGGAGAUUGCAGGGCAGGAGGUCCAAGUCGAUGCUCUCAUCUGAUGAGAGGAGGAGGCUGUACAAAAAGAGCUUUCGCAAGGAUAAGGCUCCCCCAAGUCUUUACAUUCCAGUCAAAGUAGAUGGCAAAAAAUUUAGGGAAGAGGAAAGGCGCCUUGCCCUAGAGGUUGCUCAGGGGCAGUCAAACCUUGUAACCCCAGGCAGAAUUAUGGAUUAUAAGUUGGAUGAAUGGAUUAUGACUCACGUGCUAGCAGUGCCUGAAGAGAAGCUCUAUCGGGUGUUUGCUGCUCGAGAGGGUCACAGUAGUGGGCACAGCAUAGGAGUCCAGGUUGUCUUAUCAACACAGACACUCUAUAUACUGGCACCAAGACUGAAGGGAUCCAAACCUCGACAUAUUCUACCUUAUCAUGAUAUUCACACCAUCAUAGUGGGGGCCAAUGAUCAGUGGGUUUGUGUGUUGAGCAAGGAAGCAGUGCAUGAUGACCUUGCCACCACAGGCAACAACACUGGCAUUCAGUUAGACAUUGGCGACCCUGAUGUGACUCAUGCCAUCGUGAGUUGCCUUGAAUUGGCUAUUAGGAGGCACUUUGCUGCUCUCAAACUAGGAGCAGCAUUAAAGAAGGAAGAAACAUACAUUGAUUAUCGAGACUUAUUCCCACCGGGGAAAUUGAAACUCACUCGUUCUAUCACCAGAGAGUGUGAAGACAAUUUAUCAAACUCUUUAUUAGAGGAAUCUCUGCUCAAUGCGUGGGACACAAGGAAAAACUCGGCUGAUCACAGUCACGAGUCCUCUGAAGUAACACAGGACCUUUCAGCCGCCACUCCGGGGUCGGUCGUCAGUCAGGACUUGAGCGAGGCCAGUCAGGACCUCACCGAGGCUAGUCACGACCUGACUGAAGAGAGUCAUGACCUUACGGAACCCAGCCAUGAUCUUACCGAGGCCAGUCAUGAGUUAAUUGAAGACAAUUCUGACUUAACUGAAGCCAGUCAAGAUAUAUCUGAAGCUAGUCAAGAUAUGACAGAAACAAGUCAGGAUUCCAGUGAGGCCAGUAAUGAUUUGACAGACCCAAGUCCAGAGUCUGUUGACGAGAGUCCAGACAUGACUGAUGCUAGUCAAGCCUCAGUUGAUGCUAGUGAAGAAGACAUACUUAAUGAAAGCCAAAGUCCAAGAUCAAUGGAAGGAAGCCAACAGUCUUCCUACAUGAGUCAAACACAGUCAAGCAGAACACAGAUACACUCAAAGAUGAUCCAGACAUCAGUGAACACUAGCCAGGAGUCAUACCCAGAGGAGAAUGAAGUACCAGCCAAUAAGAAUGAAGUUGCUGUAGUGCAGGAGGAAGAAAAGGAGUCAGAAAAUGGAAAUAUCACUGAGAAGGAAGAAGACAAAGUUGAGGAGUUGGAGGAGGAAACCUGUCCUGCACAUAUCCACCUGGAAAAACAGUAUGGCAUGCCCAUAUAUGCAGAUGGUUAUUCGCGGUGGAAUGGGACUCUACAUGACCGAAGUCUACCUGCUGUUGUGGUCCAUCCAGCCUGGGAAUUGGCUGGGCUGAGAAGGUGGUUGAGGGCUCAGCUGCGACUACAGAGUGGGCCAGAGGUGGUUGGGUGUUGGAUGGCCGACUGGGAGGAUGGCAGCAGCCUGGGAGGGGAUGCUGUGUCCGGGCCUCUGGGACCUACCAAUGAGGGCCCAUUGAUGUUUAAGCCUCCAGGGAUCUUGUCCUCGUGGAGACCCGCCUUUUUCAUCCUCAAAGCUGGUGUUCUAUACCAGUUUAAUGAUGCUCGGGAGAGAUUGCCUCACAUGAUUGUCGAGGUCGUGCAGUGCGUAGGCUGUGUGCGCAUAUCUUCAAGUCACCGGCCCUAUGCCUUCCAGUUACUGAGGAAGAAAGCACCUCCUGUGAUGCUCGCAGCAUCUGAUGAACAUGAGGCCUCCCUGUGGCUCCAGGCCUUCCUUAUGAUUAUCAACAAUGGGGUCCCAGACGUGAGUGAACGUAAGCAGGUCUCGUGCAGAGUGAUCCUGCUGGAGUCAGGGGUGUUGCUAGCUCAGCAGUCAGACCUAAUACUGGGUCUUCCACAAGACAUUGGCCCUUCCUCCUUUGACCACCAGAGUGCUACCGACCCUAGAUCCUCUACAACAAACCUGCAGCAGUCUCAGCAGCAGGCUUUGGGCUCAUCUCCCAGACAUUCACAAACAGCUCAAGCACAGCUGGAGAGGAAGGACUCUCAGAAGCCCCUGAAUCUGGCUCUGUCCAACCUCAAGGAGCGCAAGCACCUAAGUUCCUCACUCACAGCCCUCAAUCGCACCAACAGCACUCCCUCAAUGCCUGGCAGUCCCCUAAAGCGUGCAAACAGUGUCAACAAAACCUCGACCCCAAAGAAACUCCAGCACCAAGGAAGCCUGACAAGACUGACAGACUAUGGAUCUUCAGAUGUCCAAGCUAGCUCAAUUGCAAAAGAUGAAAAGGAUCUGUCGCCCUACAUUAAAAAGAACAAAGAGGUGUUGGCGAGGAGCAACUCUGUACCGAGAAGAACGUUGGAUGAGAUUACGCAGGGAAUUCAGGCCAAGGGAGAAGUCAAGGUCCUCACCUACAGUGCCCUUGAACACCUGUCUUCACUAUUCCUGUAUGCAGAGUGUCCAAACACAUGUCUGAUGGAAUUUGAGUGCAGUGAAGCCGGAGAGAUCUCUGGUGACUGGGCUCUCUACUUCCGUACUGGCAGUCAGCUGCAUGAGUUCAUCACUACCUUGUCUCGAACUUGGAGCAGCAUGUUUGAGAUGGAGUUUCCUGUGCGAACUGUGGAGGAUGCGGGAGUGCAGCAGUACCUUCUCGAAGGCUCACAAAUCUCCACAAGUGGAUGGUCCUCUUACCAUUUGUAAAUAUAUCAUAUGGUCUCAUUUCUAGGCAUUACACUUUACUUCAAUAUCCCUUGCUCCCAUACCCCUCCUCUGUUCCUGUUUCAUGCGUUAGGAUAAGCAUAAAGAAUAUAUAUAUACAUACAAUAUAUUGAGUUGUAAAUGUGCUUUUAAGUAUAUUGUGGAUAAAUUUAAAUAGUGAAACUGCUACAGUUUGUACAGUUACUCUUCCUCAAUAUAUGCAGUAGUUUAUAUGUGAUAUAACAUACCAGAAGUUGCAGUUAUUUUAGGGUUAGUUCCUUGGAAAAGACAGGAAACUGGGUUGAGCCAUCAGUGCUGAGUUUAUAAGCUUUGUAAAUUAUUUGUUCUCUAGUCAUGUUAUGAUACUGAGCUUUAAUCUAUCUGUUCCUCUGUAUACCCCUAUACAAGUAUACAUAGCCUGAGGUACUGCAGAUUCCUGAUGUGAAUUGAAAGGAGGAAAGGUCCUUUUUAUAUUUCGGUGUUGAACUGGAUGUAGGGGGAAGACCUGCCUAGUGGUAAUGUGCCUAUUAUGUCAUACUGUGUUUGCAAGAAUUUAAAAGUUGAUUUCCUUUCUGUUUAUUUAUGAUUUUUCUUAAGGUUUGUAAUUUUUUAUCAUGUGGAAAUAUUAGAUUGUAUUAGACUAUAUUGGAAGUAUAUGUAAACCAUUUUGUAGUAAGAAAAGUAAAUGGACUUGUAUCUAUGAUAAUGCCUAAGGUAAUGUGUAUACCUAUAAUUAUGAAUGUCUCCCAUGUGUGUAUACCUAUUUUCAUUUCAUUUUCAUUGGGGUGUGUAAAUAAGGGGAUUCAUCAGAUAGCUUGAAAGAGAUAAGAAACAAAAAAUUCCACAGUGAACUACAGAUGGAAUGUCUGAUUAAUGACUUCUCUCUGUUUAAGUGUAGAUUAAGUGAGUGUGGAAGUACCUUUAGAUACCUUAUGAUAGGUAGAUCUGUUCCUUCUAACAUCAUUCACUUUUCUGAAAACAUGGAGAUGAUUAGAAGCCAGUGGGGAUUUGCAUUUGCAUCAUCCUUUUUCUUUUUUAUCGCCUUUGCCAUUUUGCUUUUCCUUUCUUGUAUUCUUUUCCUUUUUCGAAGACCUCCGUCCUCCACAGACUCAUUCAAGGUGCAAAACCUAAAAAAAGAAAAAGAAAAAAAAAAAACUUGUGCACUCAUUAAUCGGCAGCAUCAAAGUGUACCAUCAUCUCACGCAAAUAUAUCUUAGGUUUGUAGCUUUUAUACAGAUUAGGCUUGUGAUUGGUAGGUCACAUACAGUCAUUCAUUUCCGCACCAGCUUUAACUAGGAUAUGGCAUUUCCUGAGUGCAAUGCAUAAACACUCAUAUUGGAAGCUUGUUGUUCUACCUAAGUUAGUUUUGUAGUGUUGCUGGAUGUAUAUAGGUUAGGGAGUAUGUUGUGAUAAAAGUGUGAAGUGGGUAUGUGUAUAGGAGGGUAAUGUUUACCAAAAUUGGGAAAGGGGAGUUUUGUAAAGGAGAAGGAGCUGCAUUUUUAUCUUUAUUUCAUUAUUUGCUUUUUACUUUUCUUUUGUGUAUUUAGAUGCUGUGAAGAGUUUUGUGGGAUGGGUUUUCCAUACUAAUACACAACACGAAUUAGCAAAGGAUUCACAAAAAAAAAUGAAAUGGAAGGAAAGGAAAUUGUAUGCAAGAAUGCAAUGAUAUUUUUUGUUCUUUAUUGAGUAAGGACUUUAAUAUAAAAUGUCUGUAGAAAAUGAAAGACAUUCUUUAAUGAAAACCUGUCCUUCUUGGCCAUAGGUCUGGGAGGGUAGAUGCAUAUUCAUUCUGAUAACUAAUGUGAAAAGAUUUGUGAAUGCAUGAGUGCCUCCAUAAGUUAAUUCCUUAAGCAUUUAUUUUCCACUUGGUUGAAUGAUAUUGAAGUUUUUCGAAGUCAGUGUUUUACUAUUAUUGUUUUUAAUGUAGAUGAAUACUUGAAGCUUUCUUGAAAAAUGAUGGUGCAGCUUCAGUUGUGGUUUUGGUUAAGCAUCUAACUUGUUGGUAGAAAAUGAAGGGGUGUGAAAUAAAGUCUGUCUUGCAUUCUGUUUGAGAUUAUUUACUUGUUAUUGUUUAUAAUUUUUUUUCAUGGUGGAGAAUAAUAAUUUAUCAUUAUUAUUAUUAUUAUUAUUCAUUAUUGUUGCUAUUAUUAUAUUUGUAGUAGUAAUUAAUCAUGUUAAAUUACUGUGGUCGGGACUGAUUGAAUCUCAAAACAGUACCUUGCUGAGACUGGAGUAUGAGUUGGUUGAACUUGUUUCUUUUCUGCAAUGUCUUGUUUUCAAGUCUUUUUUUGUGUUCAGAUUUAUAGAUAUAUAUAUUUUUAGCUAGUGUAUAUUUUUUAAAAAUUGUGUCUGUAACUUGUUUCAUGUGUUUUUUAAAAGUUAGUAAGUUAUUUAUUAUUGAGACUGUGUGACACAUUUUCAUCUGCAGUAUAUGUAAAACCAAAACUUAUUCUAAAAAAAAUUUAAAAAGUG
This is a messenger RNA of Penaeus chinensis, 6987 nucleotides long. RefSeq lists its product as uncharacterized. Gene Ontology annotation, cellular component: endosome membrane. Gene Ontology annotation, molecular function: kinesin binding. Bases 232 to 4518 code for a protein of 1428 amino acids. NCBI's taxonomy places the organism in Eukaryota, Metazoa, Arthropoda, Malacostraca, Decapoda, Penaeidae. The record is from RefSeq and is a predicted model, not a curated record. The transcript is spliced from 15 exons. Gene Ontology annotation, biological process: Golgi organization; positive regulation of membrane tubulation; lysosome localization.